AUGUUUCAGUACAAGAGAGAAGAUAUAAAUAUAAAUAAGAGAAAAAGAUUACUAAAUGAAAUAGAAAUACCAAAAGAAAGAAAACUAGUUAAAUGUACUUUUAUCAAACAAAACAAUAGAGACAAAAGCUCUAUAGUUGGUCCUAGUAACAGGUGCUAA
This is a messenger RNA of Dentiscutata erythropus, 159 nucleotides long. Lineage: Eukaryota; Fungi; Glomeromycota; Glomeromycetes; Diversisporales; Gigasporaceae. The record is from the annotation of a GenBank genome assembly.